AUUGAAUACAGUUCAGAGACAAGUUUGAGUUGGACAUGCUCAGUUCCAUCUACCUGAUGAUGGUGAGGGAUCUCAUGAUCUUCCUGUGUGGAAUCCCGGGAAUACAGAGGACAGGGACAUCUCUCUGGUGGGUUCCCAUUACUGGAUCCGUCUACCUGAUGAUGGUGGGUGGUCUCAUGAUCUUCCUGUGUUGAAUUCCGGAAUCUCAGUGACUGUUAUCUUUUACCAGAUUAUAGUGAGGGAACUUGCUUUCUUCCUGUGUGGAAUCCGGGGAAUACAGAGGACGGGGACAUCUCUCUGGUGGGUUCCCAUUACUGGAUUCAUCUGCCUGAUGAUGGUGGUGGAUGGUGUGACCUUCCUGUGUGGAAUCCCAGGAAUA
Staurois parvus is the source of this 379-nucleotide messenger RNA. The record is from the annotation of a GenBank genome assembly. Lineage: Eukaryota; Metazoa; Chordata; Amphibia; Anura; Ranidae.